This is a messenger RNA of Vigna angularis (adzuki bean), 1073 nucleotides long. RefSeq lists its product as uncharacterized. NCBI's taxonomy places the organism in Eukaryota, Viridiplantae, Streptophyta, Magnoliopsida, Fabales, Fabaceae. The coding region runs from base 686 to 1033 and encodes 115 amino acids. The record is from RefSeq and is a predicted model, not a curated record. The transcript has 3 exons.
UGAGAAAAUGUUAUGUACCAAAAUAUUGUUCUCAUUAAUCUACUAGGUUGAUAUUUAAUAAUUUAAAAAAAAAUUGUGUAAUUUACAAACUAAAAACAGAGGAAGAAGUAUAUAAAACUGAUAGAAAAAGAGUUUCUCUAGAAAAUAAUUUUUAUUCCUACUAAACUAAGCUUUCAUCACAGAAAUAAAAAUAAAUAAAGUAAAUACAAAGUGACAAUAGUUACUUGCCUUUUCAUGGACUGAAACAACAAAAUAUAUGACUGUGAUUCAACGUUUCCACUUUUCAUGGGUCAUUUUUUUAUCAUAUUAUUUUUAAAAUUACUAUUUAUGUAGAUAUCAGUUCUCCAAUUAACCUGUACUAGAAUAAUUCCAAACCCUGACAUUUUUUCGUAUAACUGUAGUUCGUCUUUUAUCAUACAAUUACAAAUAUCUUACUAUUUUAACAUAAUCAUCAUGACUCAUUGGAGAAACUGAAUGCUUUUCAUUUAUAGAAAAUAAUAAUUUGAUUCCUUAAUAAUUGGAAAUAAUAAUGUUGUAAUUUGCAUAAAUAUGUAACCAGUGGAUGGAGAAGCAUAUUUAUUUGUCCUACUUUUACUCUAAUGACAGAGAUUUUUGAAGGUUGAUAAUUUUAGCAUAAGAACAUCUUCAAACCCUCACCUUAUAUUUUGAAAAGGUAUUUAGAAGUAUGAGCUCAGUUUUCCAGGUCCCUCCCUCGCUCGCCAUGGAACAAAAGAACACAACUGUGAUGUCCGUGCCUCAAUUUGGAGGGUGGGACCAAAAUGAAGGAGCUUAUGACUAUUCAGUGGUGUUCAACCAAGCUCGAGCAACCAAAAAACAUCAAAAGACUAAUAUAACUGAAAUUAAAUCUAUAAAUCUUGAGAAUGAAGAAGCCUUUUCCAGUAGCAGUAAUUCUAGACAUCAUCAUCACCAUCGUCAUUUUCAUUUUCAUCAUUUACAUAGUCAUGGUCAGCGUCAUGAAGUCAUGGGGAAAAGUCGUAUGCUAGCCUGCAUAAAUUGUUGUACUAAGCCAUGAUCUGCGCUGAGAAGUAUAAUGUGCUGUUAAAGAACAUGAA